AUGCCUGAGCAAGAUACUACGGUACGCCAUUCCGUGCCACUCGCUAAUCGCGUUGGCAAGGACAAUACCAAGCCUCAACCUCCCAAACCCCUACCAGCUCUCAAGUCAAUUGAUCAAGUAGAGUUGAAUACUCUGCAGGGCGUUAAAGUAUUGGAUGGUGCGGGGGUCGUCCAACUAAAAGAUGGUAGUUAUCGUGUCUCUCAGGCCGCUCGGGAUGCCCAUAUCGAGAAGAUUCGAAAUCUGAGCCAAGAUAAUCCAUCCUUAGGCUCCACCAACUUUCCAGGAAUAGAGGCAACGCUGGACAAUCCUACCACCAUGUACGUGGGCUACUUCCAUCCAAAGGUUGUAGAGGCAAUUAAUGCAUCUCCUGAACUACUCUGCUUUACUCCCAAUAUAGUUGUCGAAAAAUAUGUCGCUACUGAAGAGCCCUGCUCUAAUUGGGGGGCGUCCAAGGUCACGUUGUCGGAUGACAGGUUCAACGAGAUCCAGAUCCUGAAUGAAAACAAAUCCAACUCAUGGGUCAGAGACACAGCAGUCAUGGGCAAGAAGGGAGAGAAUGUGACUAUCUGUAUCGUAGACGGGGAGGGUUAUGUGAAAAACGACAUAGAGGCUGAUCGUCCGUUUACGGUCAAUGCCAGUAAAACCGUCGGUAAGGCCGAAGACCAUUGCACUAUAGUCACCAACAUUGCCUGUGGGCAAAAUCACGGCGUCGCUCCCAAAGCAAGUGUCAAAAUCCACUACUUCGUGGGCACGAUGCCCACGCAAGGUUUUGUGACAUGCGCACUAUCUGGUCUUCAGCUGGAAAUCCAAAACAACAAAUUGCCCGGCCGUAUCGUUUUGAAUAUGUCUUGGGGGCUUGGAGACCAGGAGCCUGGUACCGUUCGAACCGCCUCAUACAUCCUUCAGCGGUUGAUAAAAGAGUACAACAUCAUUCCGGUGGCUGCAGCUGGAAACAGCGGGUCCAAGACAUGCUUGUAUAGAACCUCAAAGGCCUGGCCGCAAUGUGAGCCCGGAGUGAUAGUUGUCGGUAAUACAGACAAGAAGGGUAAGAUCAACCAGCAAUCAUGCUAUGGUCCAUUGGUGGACGUCUACGCACCAGGUACGGAUAUAGCAGUGCCAGGUAGCAACUUGAUUACGUCCGGCACAUCCUUCGCCGCGCCAUUAGUCUCCGGUUUUCUGGCCAAUCUUCUUUCGUCCGAAGGCCAGGAUAGUCACUUCGCGACAAUCACUUCUGAAGAACUGUGCAAGGUGUUGCUAGAGAGUUUCUCUGUAAAGACAGAUCAAUGGAAAGCCCCAAAUCUGCUAUUUCCGGGUGAUGUGAGAACCAUCACAGCACGCAUGCCAAAGCCAGACUUUGACGCGCUCACCAUUACUGUCAGCAUCAAGAGUCCACACUUUCCUUACCAAGACCAGAUCGCUAAUGAAUGGCUACAGAUGAUUAAGAGCAACUAUGGGAUCAAGCCUCCACGAGGUACAAAGACACACAAGAUAAGCCUCGAUGAUCUGAAGAAGAUCGCAGUCGCAAUCAAAGAGAACAAGCCGGAUGAGUACGAGUCACUCUUGAAUAAGCGUGCUGGGGCCGAGAACUGGGAUGACAUCCCUGGACUCGAGAAUUCUUGGGGCGAGUUGAAAAAGUUCAAGUGCGAAUAUGACGCUCAAAAUGAGGCAACAGCGAACGAUUUGAUUCACCAAAUGGCACAGCUUUCACUUGACGCGCCCGGGGUCUUUAGCUGGACCGGUAUACUCAAACACUGA
Molecule: messenger RNA, 1755 nt
Organism: Fusarium odoratissimum NRRL 54006
Lineage: Eukaryota; Fungi; Ascomycota; Sordariomycetes; Hypocreales; Nectriaceae
Exons: 8
Coding region: 1-1755 (584 amino acids)
Biological process (GO): proteolysis
Molecular function (GO): serine-type endopeptidase activity
Source: RefSeq, a predicted model, not a curated record